AAAGAAAAAUCAAAAGUGUAAAGUCGGUCGAUGUUUGCCGAUUGAACGCAUUAUCAUAGGGAUUCAGCUCAGAAAAUACGCACUGCUGGACUUUAAGAGCACCACAGAGCAGGUCAGACAAUGAGAUAAACGCAGAUGGACAGAGAAGACAAGCCAAUAUCAUUGGAUCCCUAACAUGUUGUUUUAUAGAUUGAGUCAAUUCAUUCAGCUCAUUUUCCAAUUGCACAAUUAUCGCAAUGGCUCUCACCAACAACACCAUAACCUCAUGGAAAUUGCAGGAGAUUGUAGCUCACUCCAGCAAUGUGUCUUCACUGGUGUUGGGGAAAUCGUCUGGUCGUCUGCUGGCCACUGGAGGUGAGGACUGCAGAGUCAAUAUCUGGGCUGUCAGCAAACCUAACUGCAUUAUGAGUUUGACGGGCCACACCAGCCCAGUGGAGUGUAUCCAGUUCAACAGCUCUGAGGAACGAGUAGUGGCUGGGUCUCAGUCUGGCUCUCUGCGGCUUUGGGAUUUGGAGGCUGCUAAAAUUUUGCGCACUCUAAUGGGACACAAGGCCAAUAUCUGCAGUCUGAAUUUUCAUCCCAUGGGAGAAUACCUGGCGUCCGGCUCUGUGGAUAGUGAUAUUAAGCUGUGGGAUGUGAGAAGGAAAGGAUGUGUGUUCAGAUAUAAGGGUCACACUCAGGCUGUGCGCUGUCUAGCUUUCAGUCCUGAUGGGAAAUGGCUUGCUUCAGCCAGUGAUGACAGCACAGUUAAGCUGUGGGAUCUCAUAGCAGGCAAGAUGAUUACUGAAUUCACAUCACACACAUCAGCGGUCAAUGUUGUGCAAUUCCACCCCAAUGAGUACCUGCUCGCAUCUGGAAGUGCAGAUUGUACUGUUAAGCUUUGGGACCUGGAGAAAUUCAGCAUGAUUGGCUCAUCAGAGGGGGAGUUUGUGAGAAGUAUAUUGUUUAAUCCUGAUGGUAGCUGCUUGUACAGUGGCUCUGAGAACACUCUACGGGUAUAUGGUUGGGAACCAGACCGCUGCUUUGAUGUGGUGCAUGUAGGCUGGGGCAAAGUGACUGACCUGGCCAUCAGCAACAACCAAAUGAUUGCAGUGUCCUUCAAUCAAACUAAUGUGAGCUGGUAUGUUGUGGAUCUCAACCGAGUGAAGAAGUCAGGAUCUGUGAUCCAAGGGCUGAUCCAGGAUAAGCCGAUUCCAGCUCCCACAUCUGCACUAGGAACAACACUGCGGCGAAAUUAUGAGCGACCAACUACAUCCUGCACCAGACAGGAGAUGAAGCAAAGUUCAGAGGCUGAUCGCAGCAGUCCAGAAGGAGAAAGGAGGAGUCCCAGCAGUGAGGAUGAGAAAGAAGACAAAGAGAGCAGUGCAGAAAUCACCAACCCAGAAGAUUAUAAAGAGAUCUUUCAGCCCUGCAGCAUCAUCUCACAAACACCGCCUAAAAAGACUGAUCCUUUCCCCGCACUUCUAAAGCACUCUUUCUCAGAGAGUGUCCUGGAGAAGCCUGGCCCAGCAGUCGAGAUUGUAACCCCUGUAAUAGACAGAGCAGGACAGUUGAAAGCUCCCAUUAUCUCCUCUACUCCAGUACAAAGAGUGGAACCAACUGUGAUCGCUGCUGCUCCCCAUCCUGUCUCCGUGGUAACCACAGCUGUGGCCUCUCCCUCUCGUCCUGUGGUUACUACCACCAAACCUAUACCCACUACAGGAAUCAUCCUCUCAAUGCGCAAUGAGCCCAUUGGACUCAAUGCAGGGGACUUUCUUUCUCAUGCACGAAACAGUAAAGCCAGUGUGAUGGGAGAUGAAGAGGCAUUGGUACAGAUCAGGAAAGGGCAUGACACCAUGUGCGUAAUGCUGACCAGUCGAUAUAAAAACCUGGACACCGUACGCUCAGUCUGGGCCAGUGGUGAUGUCAAGAUUUCCCUGGAUUCUGCUGUAUCUAUGAACGAUCUUUCUAUUGUGGUGGACAUCCUUAACAUAAUCAACCUCAAACCAUCACUAUGGAAGUUGGACCUCUGCACUUCUAUACUGCCACAGAUUGAGGAACUCUUGCACAGCAAGUAUGAAAGUUAUGUGCAGACUGGAUGUAUGUCUUUGAAGUUGAUCUUGAAGCACUUUUGGCCAUUAAUCUCUGACACGUUGAGUGCUCUUCCAUUUGUUGGGGUGGACAUUACUCGAGUGGAGAGGUAUGAUUCCAAGAUUACAGAACUCUACACAGUCCAGGGCUCCAGAUUGAAAUGGCAUCAGAAAUGUAAAGCAUGCUAUAAGCAGCUGAAGAACCUCAGUAAUGUAGUGAAUAACCGAGCAGAGCUGGUUGGUCGUCAUGGCAGCACUUUUAAAGAGCUACAACUACUUAUGGCCCCACUGGACAACUGACACACUCAAACAUUUGCACACAUUCCUACUUAAUCUCCAGUCUUUGGAUUGAAGUAUUUAUGUAGGUUUUUGGCAGUUAUAUUCCUAUAGGCUGGAAUUGAAUUUUUUUUUUUUUUAAAUGCACAAGAUGUUUUCAUAAACACUGUCACCAAUAAAACUUUUCAUAUGAAAUAAAUUCUCAAAAAAUAUAACAAUUUGCAGUCUUUAGUUGACAUUGCAAAAAUUCUCCACUUUGAUUCAAUGACCAAAAUGUUUUGUACACUUCUUCCAAUGCAAUUAAAUGUUUCAAGUUAAUUGAUUAAUUCUUCAAUUUACUCUGAAUGUACAUCACUUACAUUCAAGGCACUUACUGUGACAAUGAAAACAUGUCUUUCUGUUUCAGUAAUAAGUAGACAGUAAAAAUAAUUGUUAAAUUUACUGUAAAAUAUGGGCAAGCUGUGGUUGCCAGAAAG
Myxocyprinus asiaticus (Chinese sucker) is the source of this 2821-nucleotide messenger RNA. RefSeq names its product katanin p80 WD40 repeat-containing subunit B1-like. The record is from RefSeq and is a predicted model, not a curated record. Gene Ontology annotation, cellular component: katanin complex. Bases 237 to 2369 code for a protein of 710 amino acids. Gene Ontology annotation, biological process: microtubule severing; microtubule depolymerization. NCBI's taxonomy places the organism in Eukaryota, Metazoa, Chordata, Actinopteri, Cypriniformes, Catostomidae. Gene Ontology annotation, molecular function: microtubule binding. The transcript is spliced from 20 exons.